Molecule: messenger RNA, 3055 nt
Organism: Heterocephalus glaber (naked mole-rat)
Lineage: Eukaryota; Metazoa; Chordata; Mammalia; Rodentia; Bathyergidae
Gene: Tmem185b
Product: transmembrane protein 185B
Source: RefSeq, a predicted model, not a curated record
UCCAGGUUCCGGCAGUCGCCAGGAAGCGCCUGCCAGAGGUCGCGGCCCGCUCUCAGCCACAGGGCUGGUCGGGGAGUCGGUGGCGCACCAGGCCCUUGCCGGCGCAGCACGAAGCAGAUGCUCCCGAAUGUGUACGGGAUGAGGGCGGGCGGCGCGGGGCCCCACCGAGGCGGCUGUGGGGCCGAGGUAGCGCUCCCCUCGUAGACGGCGCGCGGCUCCGGGCCCGCGCACGCCUGGCCCAGCGCGAUUCCUGCUGGCCACGUGACCGCGCGCGCACGUGUUCCGGCCUCUCGGCGCCGCGGCUCCUAGCGGCUAGUGGGCAACGCGGAGCGGCGUGAGCAGCGGCCUCCGGCAGGCGGGCGGCGGCCUCCGACAUGAACCCCAGGGGCCUCUUCCAGGACUUCAACCCGAGUAAGUUCCUCAUCUACGCCUGCCUUCUGGUCUUCUCGGUGUUGCUGCCUCUCCGCCUGGACAGCGUCAUCCAGUGGAGCUACUGGGCUGUCUUCGCCCCCAUAUGGCUGUGGAAGCUCUUGGUCAUCGCGGGUGCCUCGGUGGGUGCGGGCGUUUGGGCUCGAAAUCCUCGCUACCGCACCGAAGGGGAGGCCAGCGUGGAGUUCAAAGCCAUGCUGAUCGCCGUGGGUAUCCACCUGCUGCUACUCAUGUUCGAAGUCCUGGUCUGUGACCGGGUGGAGAGGGGCACCCACUUCUGGCUGCUGGUCUUCAUGCCACUCUUCUUCGUUUCCCCGGUGUCUGUGGCCGCUUGCGUCUGGGGCUUUCGACAUGACAGGUCGCUGGAGCUGGAGAUCCUGUGCUCCGUCAACAUCCUGCAGUUCAUCUUCAUCGCCCUGAGGCUGGACAGGAUUAUCCACUGGCCGUGGCUCGUGGUGUUCGUGCCACUGUGGAUCCUCAUGUCCUUCCUUUGCCUGGUUGUCCUCUAUUACAUCGUCUGGUCCCUCCUGUUUCUGAGGUCCCUGGAUGUGGUUGCAGAACAGCGAAGAACACACGUGACCAUGGCCAUCAGCUGGAUAACGAUUGUGGUGCCCCUGCUCACUUUUGAGGUUCUACUGGUUCACAGAUUGGAUGGCCACAAUACAUUCUCUUAUAUCUCCAUAUUUGUUCCCCUUUGGCUGUCAUUAGUAACUUUGAUGGCCACAACAUUUAGACGAAAAGGAGGUAAUCAUUGGUGGUUUGGCAUUCGCAGAGAUUUCUGUCAAUUUCUGCUUGAAAUUUUCCCAUUUUUAAGAGAAUAUGGGAACAUUUCCUAUGAUCUCCAUCAUGAAGACAGUGAAGAUGCUGAAGAAACAUCCAGUCCAGAGGCUCCAAAAAUUCCCCCAAUGUUUGGAAAGAAGGCCAGGGUAGUUAUAAUGCAGAGCCCUGGGAAAUAUGUUCCCCCACCUCCCAAGUUAAAUAUUGAUAUGCCAGACUAAACUGCCUUCCCUCAGCCCUUCAGUGAGGUGGAAACCACAUAUGCACACCAACUCCACCUUGCUUUUGCCACUUUAUCCAUCCCAGACCUGGAACCGCAAACAGGCUCCUAACACCGUUUCACACCUUGAGAUCAAUACCAAUUAGUGACUUGUUGUGCGCUGUAGAUAGCAGAGGUUAUUUUAGUCUGGUUUUGUGUGUGUGUGUGUGUGUGUGUCUGUGAUGUGUAUAUGUAUGAGAGAACUUGCUUUCCAAAUUGGUGUUUAAGAGCUAGUCAGGGCAGUAAGUGGAAUUGUAGUAGGUCUUCAAAAGGAGUAACUACAGAGCUGUUUGGUUUGUUUUUUUUUUAAAGGUCUACUAUACCUAUUAAAAGUAUUGUUUAAAAAAGUAUUUUUAUACCCUGCUAGUCUAAAAUUGUUUGAGAUUUUUCCUGUUGUGACAUAUUAGCAAAUGUACAGACUCUCUUUCCCACCACUGGUUUAGAAGCCUCAUAGUUAUUUUUAGUGUUCCUGCUGUUAAAAUAGUUUUGCUUUGGGCAUUGCUUUAGGCAUAACUGUCUUUAAUAGUCUAACAGAUGAUUUUUUCUAAUGGAGUGAAUCUGUGCAUAUAUAAUAUUUAUAUGAAUAUUUUAGUGUAAUAUGUUGAAUUCCAGUUCUCUGCAGUACAGUGUAUUAUGUUAAAGGUUUUUUUAUGUCUCUAUGUGAAGAUACAUGUUUAUUGCAGUUGUCCUCAGAGUGCAUAAAAUGUUAAUAUGUACCUCUUGUGGGGUCUAAUCUAUGUACUAGGCAGAGAUUAGGCAUUGGAAAUCCCAUGGAUCUGAAUAUUCAGAUGUUAGGUGACAGAGGUCUUCACAGUUCUAUGGCCUGUCUCAGUACAUGUUAGUAGAGAGAGGAGCCACAACCCUUUGGGGGCAAGUGACACACUCCAGCGUGGAACCAGGUGGUAACAUCUCUUGAGGAACAACUAAAGUAAGCAACAAGUGGUUUGUACAUUUCUAAGGAUCUUAGAAUAUUAGUUUGUCAUAAAGUAAAGCAUUACUUGUCACUAGAAAGCUGAACAGAGUGACCUUAACCAAAUGUAGCCAACAAGGUAUCUUAUUUUAAGGUCCAAACUUUUGGGUCUGUCAGCAACAGGGAAGCAAUAGAUUGGGUUACUUUUUCAAGUAAGUAUGAUGUGUCUUCAGGUGCUGGUGGGAUGGAUAUCAGGGAACCAGAAGGCCAAAAGCCAGAUUCUACAAGAGUAAUGUUCUGACUGGAACAAAUAAAUACAUUUAGAAGGAGGUUAAAGUAUAAAGGAGUACUGAUGUUUCUGGGAGAAGACUGUUGGGAAUCCACUUGUAUUGACAACUUAUUAAAAAUUACCUAAAGAAGGGCCAGGGAUGUAGCUUAGUGGCACCGUGCCUGCCUGGCAAGUGCAGGGCUCUGAGUUUGUUCCCUGGUACUGGAAAAAAAAAAAUUUACCUAAAGUGUGUUCCAUGCAGUAAAUACAUGACUACAUCCUUUGCCCUGGCCACGAGACAGAUCUGUUCCAUUUAAUAGACCCAAAUUCACUAUUUUUGCCCCAUUUAAAAUAUGCUAAAGUCAAGCACAGGGACCCGAGUUCAAUCCCCGGUACCAAAAAAAAAAAAAAA